Messenger RNA from Micromonas commoda, 975 nucleotides. RefSeq lists its product with no specific name. The transcript has a single exon. The coding region runs from base 1 to 975 and encodes 324 amino acids. The record is from RefSeq and is a predicted model, not a curated record. NCBI's taxonomy places the organism in Eukaryota, Viridiplantae, Chlorophyta, Mamiellophyceae, Mamiellales, Mamiellaceae.
AUGAGCACCCCCGUGGUUGCGUCAGCGGACCUUAGGGUACGGGUUGGGGUACCCAGAGCGACGCGUCGCCGCAUCAGCCGGCGACGCGGGUGCGCGCGGAUCUCCGCGAAAGGCGCGGGGUCCGGCGAGCCCGUCGUUCGCGCGCUGGAGACUGCGGUGGCGGAGGAGGAGCGCGCGAUGGGCGCGGACGACGGCGUCGCCGGAGUGAACGUGGACGGCGAACGCGCGCGCGCGGACGCCGGCGCGGAGGCGAGCACGAGCGACGAGGCGGGGUCGGCGCCGCGGUGGGCCGUCGGGGCGUUCGCCGCGUCCGCCAUCGCGCUCGGCGUCGCGCUCGCGCCCUCGAUGGACCCCGGUUCCCUCCGCGGAUGGGUCCGCGACCCAUCCGCCGUCGUCGGGAGGAGGGAGGCGGGGACUUCGACGGAGGCGCUGAGGACGGGGUACCCCGCGGGAGUUACGUGCGGAGACUUCAGCGCGAGACGCACGCAGGUGGCGAGGGACAUACUGACGUGCAACCAGGACAACUGGAGGGAGAACUGCCUGGCACACUACUCCGCAGACGUCGAGUACACGGAUGGGCCGGGGCUGACGCGCAUACGGGGCGCGGCGCAGAUGGGGACGUACCUCGCCAACCAGUUCCAGUUCUCCCGGCAGUACCUCACGGUGAGCGAUGAGACGUGCGCGGCGGACACGUACGUCGCCGAGUGGUCGCUCGACAUGGACCUGGGAACCGGGGAGCUCCGCGAGAUGCCGGGGAUAUCCGUGCUCCGGUUCGUCCCAGCCGCGGAGCCCGCGGCGGGUGACGGGGACGAGGAUGAAAACCUGGUGGCGUAUCACAGGGACUAUCUGCCGGACGGAAAGAUAUGGGAGAACGCGCCCAUCGUCGGUCCGCUGGUGAAAUUUCAGCGGGAGACGUAUCAGUCUUGCAUGCUGUCGCCGAAGGGGUGCGUCGACCUGUUGGGCGCCCCGAAGUAG